AUGGCUGGCUUCAACCGACCAAUGAGCUUUUCUGAGAGGAGAGGAAGUUUGCUAAGUGAAGAGUUGACACUCAAUACAAACAACUCGCUACUACACCAGAGAGUCGAGAAACUGCCGCAGCAGAGUCGCCAGAUGAGAGGGCCGCCUACGCCUAACAUGCCAACGCCGGCAGCUGAUUUCGAUAACCAACUGACGGGAUCGGCUCCCGAUCCGCCAACUCCAGCCGCGUCUCCUGGGCCUGCGCACUGCCAACCGGACUGGAGCAAUGCUGCCGAUGACGAAGACUUCUUCCUGGCCAAGGUCCGACAGCAUUUUCAGAAUUCUUCCGGGCCUCAGCGGACUAGAAUUCUGGCUGAUUUGUUGAACCUCUGCACGAGCCAACAGCUUAGCUUUGUUCACCAAUUUGUCAGCCCGUUGUUGAAGAAGGACCCUUUUACCAGUCUUCCAGACGAGCUAUGUUUACGGAUAUUGUCAUUCAUUGACGAUCCCAAAGUCCUAGCCCGAUCGUCGCAAGUCUCAAAGCGUUGGCGAGAUCUCCUGAGUGAUGACAUGACGUGGAAGAACCUUUGCGAGAAGCACGAUUAUGGACGCCGAAUGUCCGAGGUCUCGCCCUCGGCGCCAAUCAUGACGACGCGAUCCUCGGCCUACGCUGUAGAUGUCGAUAGCGAAAUGUCCAGUAGUUUCCCGGGAGCCUUCCCCUUUACCUCGCACGCCUCUAGUUCGAUGAGUUUCGAGAGCAGGAGGCCCAAGAUACGUUCAUACAAAUCUCACUUCAAGCAGAGAUACCUGGUGGAAGCGGCUUGGAGAUCUGGCGGCACAAGCAUCAGCCGCAACAUCACACAGGAAGGAGGCGUGGUUACCAGUUUGCAUUUGACGCAAAAGUACAUUAUUGUCGCACUCGACAAUGCCAAAAUUCACGUUUUCGACACAGAUGGCAACUCCAUGAGGACUUUACAGGGUCAUGUUAUGGGAGUCUGGGCCAUGGUGCCCUGGGGGGACACCAUGGUCAGCGGCGGGUGCGAUCGCGAUGUGCGCGUGUGGGACUUGAAGACUGGUGCCUGUUUACACACAUUGCGAGGCCACACAUCGACCGUUCGAUGCCUGAAGAUGGCCGAUGCUAAUACCGCCAUUUCUGGUUCUCGAGAUACAACGCUGCGCAUCUGGGAUAUCCGCACCGGUCUAUGCAAGAACGUCCUUGUCGGACACCAGUCAAGUGUACGGUGCCUAGAGAUCAAGGGCGACAUUGUAGUAUCUGGAAGCUACGAUACAGAAUGCCUUGCUAUUCUCCAGGGCCAUACAUCUCUUGUCGGGCAGCUGCAGAUGAGAGGCGAUACUCUAGUGACUGGUGGCUCUGACGGUUCAGUCAGAGUCUGGUCUCUAGAAAAGAUGUGCCCUAUCCAUCGCCUUGCUGCCCAUGACAAUAGCGUCACAAGCUUGCAAUUCGACGAUACUCGAGUUGUUAGCGGAGGAAGCGACGGCCGAGUUAAGAUUUGGGAUCUCAAGACAGGCCACCUGGUGCGCGAGCUGAUUGCUCAGUGCGAAGCGGUUUGGCGAGUUGCUUUUGAGGAUGAAAAGUGUGUCGCAUUGACACUGAGGCAAGGUCGCACAGUAAUGGAGGUUUGGUCAUUCUCUCCUCCCGAAGAGAUGCUUUAUGAUCGCCCUUUUUCGCUUCAGCAGCGUGUCCUUGAAGACGACCCCGACCGCCCAAUGAGCGCCAUGGCGUUUGAUUACCGCGGCAGUGAUGUGUCAAUGGCUGGCCUGGGUCGAGAGGCUUCUCAAGACUUGAGUAUGGUGGACGCUGGCCCGUCGACAGCUCCGCUCCAAGGAGGCAACAUGACUUUUUUCCGCGAAAAUUAA
Messenger RNA from Trichoderma gamsii, 1857 nucleotides. RefSeq names its product F-box and WD-40 domain-containing protein CDC4. Lineage: Eukaryota; Fungi; Ascomycota; Sordariomycetes; Hypocreales; Hypocreaceae. Gene Ontology annotation, molecular function: protein binding. The transcript has 5 exons. The record is from RefSeq and is a predicted model, not a curated record. Bases 1 to 1857 code for a protein of 618 amino acids.